ACGUGACUCGCGGGUCGAAAGAAGCAUCACCGUGAUCCGGCGUAGCCGUCAGAAGGAAGUUGAGAUUCGAAUUGUGCGCACCGACAUCCACCACGGAAUAACCAGAGUUGUCGGAGCACGUGGAAAAGCUCAAUCUGUCCGGACGGAUUUAAAUGGGUUUUGACAUAUUCUCAGUGACUUGCAAGUCUCUUCUGUCAUAUGGCACUGUGCUGAUUUGACUGAUUUCUUCGUAAAAUAAAAUUAAGAUUUUAUUCAGUGUAAUCUCUUUCCAAAUUUAAACUGCGAAUAAUUCUGUUUUUAUAAUUUCAUAGAUUCUGGAUUUAGAUUUCAGUACAGAAGUGACUUGGUUAAAAAUUACUUCCUUACACGAUCUGCGUUAAAUAAUAUUGAGAAAUAGCCGUAACAGAAAACUUAAAAUAAAUAAAUAAAUAACCCCCCAAAAUUACUUCGUAUAUAUCAGAUUCGUAGCCUGUGUUAAAUAAAAACUCAUUUUUAUUCAGUAAAAAUUUUGAGAAUUCAAGAUUUUUUUCGUACUGUGUUACUUGAAAAACUUCGAACUUUUCAUAAUUCAUUUAUGAAACCCUUAUACUAGAAACUUUGAUAUAAUUGUGAAUAACCUAUUUUCUCUGGACUUCUGAAUCCAACUUGCGUCCGCAGGAAUAGCAUCUGAUUUUAAGUCACUUUGCGCUUUGUGUGAUCACUUACUUCCUUCUGGCAAUUUACCAAGCCAAUUAAUUUCCAAAGUGCAUCAUGUACUACAUAAUUUUGUUUACCAUCAUUGCCGGUGUCUCUGGGAAUUUGGUUCCCAAUCAAUACAUUUCUGAAUGGGGUAUCAGCAGUCGACUAACUCAGCCUUCAUGUGUGGACAUACCUGAGAAUCUGACCCUUUGUCAUGGUAUUGGGUACACGAAGAUGCGUUUACCCAACUUGCUCGAUCAUGAUACCAUGGCUGAAGUAUCCCAGCAAUCUGCCUCAUGGGUGCCACUGUUCAAUCUAAAAUGUCAUUCGGACACGCAAUUGUUUCUGUGUUCUCUCUUCUCUCCAGUGUGCCUGGACAGGCCUAUCUAUCCUUGCCGGUCACUAUGUGAGGCCGUACAGAAGGGUUGUGAGGGCCGAAUGAGGGCCUACGGUUUUCCCUGGCCGGACAUGGUACGAUGUGACAAAUUUCCUAUCGACAACGACAUGUGCAUAUCAGUCCAAGCCAACUCUAAUACAGGAUUAAAGGUUGAAGAAACUUUUGAGGAGGAGGAAACUUUUACUGAAAUUGUGACUGUGAAAAGUAAAG
This is a messenger RNA of Stegodyphus dumicola, 1285 nucleotides long. Its product is annotated as secreted frizzled-related protein 5-like. Lineage: Eukaryota; Metazoa; Arthropoda; Arachnida; Araneae; Eresidae. Gene Ontology annotation, biological process: canonical Wnt signaling pathway; non-canonical Wnt signaling pathway. Gene Ontology annotation, molecular function: Wnt-protein binding. The record is from RefSeq and is a predicted model, not a curated record.